Molecule: messenger RNA, 1839 nt
Organism: Geodia barretti
Lineage: Eukaryota; Metazoa; Porifera; Demospongiae; Tetractinellida; Geodiidae
Source: the annotation of a GenBank genome assembly
AUGAUGGAGGAUACUUCAGCAGCGUGCUCCGUUUCAGAGCAUUUGGGAAACGAGGAGGAACCGCCUCCACCUAAAAAGACAAAAUUAGACACGCCAGGAGACGCUCAGCCAAAGAAGCUUCUUGGACUGGUGGAUCACCACAGUGAGCCACAGGCCCUGCCGGCAGACUGGGUGGCUGUGCAUCACGUGAGCGGUGCCACAGUCUACCUGCACCAGCCGACUCGCGUGGUGACAUUUUCUCGACCAUACCAAGUCCCCACUUCCAAGACAAUCAGGAGUAUCCCCUGUCUGGAGCAGUGGCUGUUUGCUGAGGGUCAGAGGUCGGAGCUGGCACUCGCCUGGCAUCGUCAGCAGGGGGAGGGGGGACCUCGCAACUGCAGCCUAGUCAAAAUUGGUCCAGAGAGGCUGAGGGAGUACUUGGGUCUUCGCUGGGAGUCCUCUCUACUUACAGAGGCUGGUUGUCGUUCUGCACUCCGUGAAGGGGGAGGGGGGAGAAGGAGGGAGAGAGGGAGGGGGGACGAGAGGAAGAAAAAGACCCCACAGAAAACAAAGCCUGUCAUUCCAAAAGGUCUGUCCAAAGUGGUGAAAGUCAAGGUGCCACCUGAGUACAGGAGUCUAGUAAAACACCAAGAAGGCAAGACACCACCUGCUGUGUGGGAAGUAAACCUGUCCACUAAGAAUGCCACUACAGUUCUCCACGAGUUUUGUCAACUCUAUUUCCACGCUUCUCCCUCCUUCUCCUUCUCAGACACCAGUCAGUCCUUCUCUCUUCCUCUCUCUCUCUCUCUCUCUCUCUGUGUUAAUGAGUUCAUUUGUGGGGCCCUGAUAGAGGGGCCUCCCUACUGCUGCGAGGUGAAAGUGGGCGGAGUCAACUACGGCAGCGGGAAGGCAGUUAACAAAAGGGUUGCCAAAGUAACCGCAGCUGCCGAGGCACUGGAGGUCUUUCUGCCUGGGGCCUUCCCCUCUCAUCUCCUACUGCCUGCUGACGACGUCGCCGGCAGACACAGCAGUCUCUCAACCCUCUCAGAGGAGGGACUCCAGUUGUUGUCAGGUCUGACAGUGGAGGACCCGAAUGCUCCGUCAGUACUGGCUCGAACAGGAUUCCCCUCUCCCUGGCAGACACUCAAAAACUCACUCAUCUGGAAUAAAGAUUUACUGUUGUCUGACAAGUUGAGUCUUGACCUCCGACCCCUAAGUGAUAGCCAAAGCCACGCCUCCUCGUCAGUUCCCGCAAACCACCAUUUUGAGUGUGUGCUGCGGUGUGGGGAGGAAGGGGGAGAGGGUAAGGGUGUGGUUGAGGUAAGGGUAACUUGUGUCGGCCGGAAAGAUGGACAACAAGCUGCUGCUCAAGCCAUGCUAAAGAAUAUUCAUCCUUUUGUCACUAAUUGGGGGUCGCUACUCAAACUUUAUUCCCGUACUCCCCCUCAGUCACCAAGGCAACCGGAGCUUCCUCCUUCGUCUGUUACCGAGGGGUGUGGCCUGUUGUCAGAGGCGGACCAAAAGUUGCUGCAUAGACUGAGAGAGUCAAUGUUUCAACUGUCAAGAGAGAGGGGAGGGAGGGAGGGAGGAGGGAUCAGAGAAGGCGUGAAACAGACAACGGAAGCAGAGGGGGGGCAGGCGCAGGAGAAAGUGACUGCAGCCUAUUUGCAUCAAAGUCAUCUUUGUCUGUUGCAAGGAGAGCAGGACUUAUCAUCUUCUCACCACUGACAAUCACCUCACCCCUGAACUGUUCAUCAUCUCACCACUCAUUGUCCAACCUGACAGCCCCAUUAUUUGACUGAUGCAAUUCAAAACAGAUCAUAGAUAAUAAAUACGUAUUAUAAUAGUGAUAAAAUUAAU